AUGCCACCCCGAAAAAGAAGUGCACCUAUCGCCGACGCCUCAGAAGAAGCUGCGCCCAAGCGUAGGUCUCUUCGGCAAGCUGCCAAAGGAAAUCCUGACCCUGAAGCGCCUCCCGCAGCCAAAGCCAGCCCGCCAAAGAAGGCUGCCAAAGCGAAGAAGCAAGAGAAGCCCAAAGCACCAGCAAAGACUGAAGAGCCCGAAGCGCCCAAGGCGACGAAGGCGGCCAAGAAACAGGAACCUCCUCAGUCUGGCUCUCGUGGCGUCUCUGAAGAUCCAGAUAUUGACUCGAUCCCGACGAUCAAUCCUGAAGCCCCAAAGCACGAUGGCCAGUGGUACUGGCUCAUGAAAGCUGAGCCUGAGACUCGUAUUGAGAAUGGUGUUGAUGUCAAAUUUUCUAUUGAUGACUUAAAGGCAAAGACAGAGCCUGAAGGAUGGGAUGGCAUUCGAGCGUACGCUGCUCGGAACAACAUGAGGAACAUGAACACCGGUGAUCUCGCUUUCUUCUACGCCAGCAACUGCAAAGAACCCGGCAUCGUCGGCGUAAUGGAAAUUGUCAAAGAAUUCUCCGAAGACAGCAAGUAUCCCUUCUCCGCCAACGCACGCGCGCCAUACUACGAUCCCAAAUCCACAAAAGAGAAACCCAUCUGGGACCUGGUCCACGUCGAGUUUAGGAAGAAAUUUGCAGUGCCUAUUGGUCUGAAGGAACUUCGUGAGCUUGGGAAGCCUGGUGGGCCUCUGGAGAUGAUGCAGUUGCUUAAGCAGUCGAGACUGAGUGUGAGUAAAGUUAGUGGUGAGGAGUGGAGAUUUUUGUGUGAGCUUGCGGAUGAGAAGGCGAAGGAUGCUGGGUUGAAGCAUGGCGAGGGUGAGAAGUAA
Messenger RNA from Fusarium mangiferae, 873 nucleotides. RefSeq lists its product as uncharacterized. Bases 1 to 873 code for a protein of 290 amino acids. The record is from RefSeq and is a predicted model, not a curated record. Gene Ontology annotation, cellular component: nucleus. The transcript has 4 exons. Lineage: Eukaryota; Fungi; Ascomycota; Sordariomycetes; Hypocreales; Nectriaceae.